AUGAAGCAUUCUCAUAUUUUACCAUUGUGUUUAUUUUUCCUUACUUUAUUUCUUUUAGUUCAAGGUAGACAUCAUUCACAUAGGAAACAUAAGCAUUCACAUUCUCAUAAAUCAAAUAAAACUUUUCUUUCACAACCUCCACCUUCUCCUUCUCCUCCUCCUUCUCCUCGUGACAAUGAUGAUGGCUACUACAAUAAUAGUGCCUAUGGAAUUUUUGAUGUAAGAUCAUUUGGUGCUGUUGGAGAUGGAAUAGAAGAUGAUACAGACGCGUUUAAGACGGCAUGGGACACUGCAUGUCAAAAUGUGUCACAGGUUAAUGUUAUUCUUGUUCCUCGAGGCUUGUCCUUCGUCGUUCAGUCUACUAUCUUCACCGGUCCUUGUCAAGGUUACCUAGUAUUCAAGGUGGAUGGCACCGUUAUGCCACCCGAUGGACCCGAUUCUUGGCCGAAGAACACCGGUAAGCGACAAUGGCUGGUUUUUUACAGGAUCAAUGGAAUGUCAUUAGAAGGAAGUGGUUUAAUAGAUGGAAGAGGACAGAAAUGGUGGGACCUUCCUUGUAAGCCUCACAAGGGAUCAAAUGUAACAGCAUUAGGACCUUGUGACAGUCCAAUUGCUAUAAGAUUUUUUAUGAGUUCCAACUUGACAGUGCAAGGACUAAAGGUGAAGAACAGUCCUCAGUUCCAUUUCAGAUUUGAUGGCUGCAAUAAUGUCCAUAUAGAUUCAAUUUACAUUACAGCUCCAAAACUAAGUCCUAACACUGAUGGAAUUCACUUAGAAAAUGUCAAUGAUGUGAAAAUAUAUAAUUCUGUGAUUUCCAAUGGUGAUGACUGUGUCUCCAUUGGAUCUGGAUCCUAUGAUGUUGAUAUAAAGAACAUUACAUGUGGACCUAGUCAUGGAAUUAGCAUAGGUAGUCUAGGAAACCACAACUCCAAAGCAUGUGUAUCAAACAUAACAGUGAGAGACUCAAUCAUAAAAAUGUCAGACAAUGGAGUUAGAAUCAAGACAUGGCAAGGUGGAUCAGGAACAGUAUCAGGAGUAACAUUCAACAACAUUAACAUGAUUAGUGUAAGAAAUCCAAUCAUAAUUGACCAAUUCUAUUGCCUAACCAAAGAUUGCACCAACAAAACCUCAGCAGUAUUUGUUUCCAACAUUCUUUACACAAACAUCAAAGGAACAUAUGAUAUAAAAAGUCCUCCUAUGCAUUUUGGUUGUAGUGAUUCUGUCCCUUGCUCCAACAUAACUCUCUCAGAGAUUGAGCUUCUUCCAUCUCAAGGAGAUAUAGUUAAUGAUCCUUUUUGUUGGAAUGCUUAUGGAGAUUUGGAGACAUUAACUAUUCCACCAGUUUCUUGUUUGUUAGAGGGAACUCCUCAAUCUUUGUUGGACUAUGAUGCUGGUCAUUGUUGA
This is a messenger RNA of Vicia faba (fava bean), 1404 nucleotides long. NCBI's taxonomy places the organism in Eukaryota, Viridiplantae, Streptophyta, Magnoliopsida, Fabales, Fabaceae. The record is from the annotation of a GenBank genome assembly.